This is a messenger RNA of Elgaria multicarinata webbii, 959 nucleotides long. RefSeq names its product protein phosphatase 1 regulatory subunit 3E (gene PPP1R3E). Gene Ontology annotation, molecular function: glycogen binding; protein phosphatase 1 binding. Lineage: Eukaryota; Metazoa; Chordata; Lepidosauria; Squamata; Anguidae. Gene Ontology annotation, cellular component: protein phosphatase type 1 complex. Bases 24 to 956 code for a protein of 310 amino acids. The record is from RefSeq and is a predicted model, not a curated record. Gene Ontology annotation, biological process: regulation of glycogen biosynthetic process. The transcript is spliced from 2 exons.
UUGGGGUCAGCAGCGUCACCCUCAUGGCCCAUGCCCCACCUUCACCCCUGACCCCCAGUAAUAUCCCACGCAACCUAAGUUACAUCGCGGGGCUGUACGAACGAGCGUAUUACCGCACUUCCCGGCCGAGCUUGGCAGAGGACUCCGGAACCGAAGGCUCUGAAUCGGAGUCCGAGAGUAGACCACGGAGCAGGCCCAGGAGACGCCGCCAUCUUCUGAGAGGUCCAAAGAGGAGGGGAAGGCGCCGGACACGCUCAGCCCCGGCCCGGGGCAGGAGCAGAGGGGCCUCACGCAGCCGCAGCCCCGGGACCCGCAAGAGGGUUCGCUUCGCCGACUCGCUGGGCCUGGAGCUCACCAGCGUCCGGCAGUUCUGGCCCAACGACCUUCCUGAAGUGCCGGAGCGUGUCCAUGCCCAGCUGAGACGUGACUCACUCAGCCAUUUUGCCCCUUGCCUGCCUUUCUGUCCACCUGUGAAGGAUCCUUUGAGCCUACGAUGCCCGCUGGAACCCACCUUCCCAGACCCCCUGACCAUGCCAGAUUUCUUGCCACGUCUCCUAGCACAGUGCAUCGUCCUGGAAGGAGCCCGGGCUGAGGGUUCCUGCGUUUCUGGCACCAUCCGGGUGCUCAACUUGGCCUACGAGAAACGGGUCUCUGUGCGCUAUACCUGGGACUCUUGGGCCGCACAACGUGAAGUCCGGGCAUCCUACGCCGCCCCUGCGGGCCGGGGCCGGGACCACGCCGACCGCUUUGCCUUCCGGCUGCCGCUGCCUAUACCCCUGCCCCUGGGGGUCGUCCUCGAGUUUGCACUAUGCUACCUUGUGGGUGGGAAGGAGUUCUGGGACAACAACCAAGGCCGCAACUAUUCCAUGCGGCCCCCGCCCUGUGUGGACGAGGAGGAUGAGCCUCCGAGUCCCACUCAUGAUUGCUGUGAGACGGGAUGGAUACACUUCCUAUAGGGG